UUCGGGCGGUCGAACUUUGAAGGAAGGCAGGCUCCUAGAAUGGGUACUGCCUCCUCUGCGUAGGUGCGUCUCACUCGGCACAUCACUUAAACGUACUCAACGCUUUCAGUUAGCUGGCAAUGGAAGAUGCUGAUGGUUUCGGACUGCAAUCCUUCAGUGAAUUGCCUGACCGGAUCUCCACUCCUGGGCCGUCCAGGCCCCGACCUCAAGGUGUGUUGCUCAACUCCAAGUCGGACGAAGACCUCGAGGGCUUCGCAUGUGGUGCUCGGAGCAAGCCCUCUCUACAACGACCGUUACCGCUGACGCUGUCUGGCCGUAUUCCACUCGAUGUCUCCUUCUGCACCAUCGACCAAUUGGAUCGUUCUGUGUUGCGAGCUGCGACGCCAGCCUGCUGGACGUGGCAUCACCGCGCCUUGUACACCCAGCGCAACCCACGCGAAAGCUACAAUUUGUUGGUGGCCCGAGUCAAUACGUCGCCCCGCGUCAAGGAACGCCUCACCGCCACACGCAUGCUAGUCGUUGGCAGCUACAUGAAGCGACGCAGCGCUCCCUUCCUGGAUGCCCUGCCUGCCGUCUUCGUAUGUGCGACUUACUACAGGUAUUUCGUGUUUAGCAGAUCCCUCGCGCUGGCGUCACGGGCAGUGACUAGAGAUCGCUCCUCUUCGACACGAGGCCCGAGAUGGUCCGGGGAUGCAGCCAUCUCAGGGUUGUGGUAUAUACAACUCGCUCCCUGGUGCUCCGACACAACGCGCUACGGUGGUUGCCUGGCUCUGUACAUGCUAAUGGAACGAGCGGAGAGGGAGGUGUAACAGCAGAAACGAAGGGCCAUAAUGUCUACAUAGAACUGAGCUCCGAAUGCAUGGACUUUGUCUUUGCUCA
Messenger RNA from Fomitopsis serialis, 879 nucleotides. RefSeq lists its product as uncharacterized. The transcript has a single exon. The record is from RefSeq and is a predicted model, not a curated record. Bases 120 to 809 code for a protein of 229 amino acids. Lineage: Eukaryota; Fungi; Basidiomycota; Agaricomycetes; Polyporales; Fomitopsidaceae.